Molecule: messenger RNA, 1319 nt
Organism: Ceratina calcarata
Lineage: Eukaryota; Metazoa; Arthropoda; Insecta; Hymenoptera; Apidae
Exons: 5
Coding region: 405-1112 (235 amino acids)
Source: RefSeq, a predicted model, not a curated record
UACGAAAGUGGAGAAUGAAAGUGAAAUGAAAAACACGUGUAAAGAUUUUAAGAUACGUUUAAAGAUUAUUAUUUCACCUGACUUCUUUGUAUGUUAUGCGCAUGAUUUUAUUUUUGCAUAAAACAUCCUACUUGAUGUUACUCUUUAUUUACAUAUAUGUCACGUACCGUUCAACUAUACUUUACGAAAGCUUAAUUAUAAAUACUACAAGCAGGAUAAAUACGCGCAUGUAUUAAAUAAUCCGAGAUUCUAUAAUUCGCGAAAUUUAUACAAAAAUAUCGAUGACCAGAUGCACUCGUUCAACCGUGGACGAAAUACUUUUAUGCUAAUAUUACAGGUUUUAAUUUAUUAUUAUUAACAGUGUUCUUUUAGGAAAAUAGAACGUAAAUAAAAGUGGAGACAGGAUGGCAUCGGGGAAGAAGUUGAGUAUUUGGGAAAGAUACACCGCUUUCAGCGAAACCGACAUCAAGGCGGUAAAGACCCUCAGUUAUGGGAUCGCUAGCAUAAGUUUAGCGGUUGCACUCUAUCGCAUCAGGCCUUUUGCUAAAUUUAGGAAACCGUCCAGUUUACCAUCUCGCUUUCUACGCCAGAAAGUUCAGCUUCACGGUACAGUGGUGGGUGUCGAACCUGGCUCUGAUACACUGCUAAUGGUUGAUCACAAGCCAUUAAUACCUUUGCCUCGGUUGAGCAGUCCAAAGUAUUUGCCAAUUAAAAUAGCUGGCAUUGAUGUAACAUCGAAUGGCAUCAACUGGUUACAAACAAUCGUUAAAGGAAAGGAAAUAACUUUCAUACCUUUAGCUAAGGAGAAGGACUGUGUAACUUGUAUAAUAUUAAUGCAACAAAAUCAGGAAUGUAUUAAGAUUGCUGAGGCAUUGACGAAAGUUGGCUUUGCUCUGGUGAGAAACGAUCCCUUAAAGAUAACGAUGAAGGACAAAGAUGUUUUGACGUAUCAGAAACGUUUGUCGAGUGCACAAAAGUGGGCAGAACGUAAGAGAAAUGGGUACUGGCAAUUUGUUAAACGUCCUACUCUUUUAUGGAAAGCCCAAGAAAGCUUGAGUAAAAAGCUGAAGUCUGUACUGCCAAAUUUUAUAACACAACAGCUCAAUAUUUGAGUAUAGUCGUUCCCAUUAUCCUUCAGUUCUUAAUAUUGUUAUAGGACUAUACAGAGUUGAAACAUAUUUUCAUAAUGAAUAUAUUAACAGUGUUAAUCGUAAUUUUUAAAACCAUGUACUUAACGACUUGUGUUAUUCUAAGUGCAUUCUAUUCCUAGAGAGGCAAACAACGAAAUGAAAUAAGUAAAGACACACUUUUUUAGAAAA